Molecule: messenger RNA, 703 nt
Organism: Phoenix dactylifera (date palm)
Lineage: Eukaryota; Viridiplantae; Streptophyta; Magnoliopsida; Arecales; Arecaceae
Molecular function (GO): nucleic acid binding; zinc ion binding
Source: RefSeq, a predicted model, not a curated record
UCAAUGAGGUAUAAGGGGAAAGGCAAUAUCAGGGAGUACAUCAUGGAGAUGUCUCAUCUUGCUUCCAAGCUGAAAGCACUUAAGCUUGAACUCUCUGAGCACUUGCUGGUGCAUCUGGUUUUGAUAUCCCUUCCGACACAGUUUAAUCAGUUUAAGGUGAGCUACAACUGUCAGAAAGAGACUUGGUCUCUGAAUGAGCUCAUCUCACACUGUGUUCAGGAAGAGGAAAGGCUGAAGCAAGAUAAGGUAGAAAGUGCUCACCUGGCCUCAACCUCUAAGGACAAGAACAAGGGACAGAAAAGAAAGAAGGGUAAGGAAGCUGCAGAUACAGCAUCUCAGAAGAAACAACAAAAGAAAUCGGAUCAGCCGGCAGGUACUAGUUGUUUCUUCUGUGGAGCUGAAGGGCAUCAGAAGAAGCAUUGCACCAACUAUCACGCAUGGCGUGCUAAGAAAGGGUUGCCUGAGUUGCCGAGAGCCAAGUGAUGGUGAAAGAUACAUCUAUGUGGGCGAUGGCAAGACAGUUCGAGUUGAGGCAAUAGGGAAAUUUAGAUUAUUGUUAAAGACUGGAUUUUAUUUGGAUCUUAAUGAAACUUUUGUUGUACCGUCUUUUAGACGGAAUUUGAUUUCUGUUUCUGUUUUGGACAAAUUUGGUUAUUCUUGUUCAUUUGGAAAUGGAAAAUUCAGUUUGUUUCAUGAUUCAAAA